Molecule: messenger RNA, 2534 nt
Organism: Prosopis cineraria
Lineage: Eukaryota; Viridiplantae; Streptophyta; Magnoliopsida; Fabales; Fabaceae
Exons: 5
Coding region: 231-2099 (622 amino acids)
Source: RefSeq, a predicted model, not a curated record
ACGUCUCCUUGGGUCGUUAGAGGUGGCUUUUUGUUAACCCGUCGACUCCCAUAUCUUGGCGUGCCUUUCUCUGAUCGCCAGUGCCAUCCCUGACUUCUUCCCAGAUUCAACAUUUUAUUUCUACGUUCUUAUUCUGCCGGCUCUCUUCUCGCCGUCGCCGCCCGGAUCGACUCUGAUUAGCAUGUUCUCCUUCCUCCCAGGCAACAUUAUUUUGGCUUUGCAGAUAUUUGAUGCUUGGAUAUAUAAGGGCUGUUCGUCAAUCUAUUCUUAGGAACUGUAGGAGCAGGCAUACUGAAGGAAGUAGAUAUGGGGCAAUAGCUUCAGUUGGACCAAAUAUCCACCAAUGUAGGGUGUACGUGCAAUAUAAGCUUCCUAGUGGAGCUCGCAGUUCAUUCUUGCAUGGGACAAAAGAGAACUUUUACCCGCACUUUUUCUCAAGGAACUUCACUGCAGUCUCAGCAAGUAAUAUAGUGACGAAACAUUCCCAAAAUGCUUGGAGAAGGCUACAUGGAAUGUAUUCUUCCAAUGGUUAUCGCACAUUUCCCUCUAUAGAUGUCAUUGCCCAAGCAGUCAGCUUGGCUUUGGUCCGUUCUUAUUUGGUAGUUCCUGGCAUUUUUGCUUUUGUAUGUGGAGAGCUAGCAUGGACUCAUCGACAAUGUGCAGAUGCAGAAUGUUACCCAUCACAGAAUGUUUUGUACACGAAUGCACAAGAUGGGUACACUUACUUCUCAUCAUUUGUAUUUAUGGCAAUAGAUGGCCUUGUCUUGUUAGCCAGAGCUGUCUACUUAGCUAUACUAUUCUCUCCAUGCAUAAUAAUGGCACCAAUUGCAGAUUAUUGUGGACCAAAGUUCAGGAAAGCAUGGCUGCAGGUUGUUCACGGUACACUGGAAAAAGCAGGUCCAGCCUUCAUAAAAUGGGGUCAGUGGGCAGCUACUCGACCUGAUCUUUUUCCUCAAGAUCUUUGCACAAAGCUUUCAGAACUUCAUUCCAAAGCUCCUGAACAUAGUUUUAGCUACACAAAGAAAACUAUAGAAAGAUCAUUUGGUCGAAAAAUUUCUGAAAUUUUUGAAAAUUUUGAAGAAACACCAGUUGCAUCUGGAAGUAUUGCCCAAGUUCAUCGGGCUUCUCUAAAAUACCCUGGUCAGCUAGCGAAGUCUCUUAUGGUUGCCGUGAAGGUCAGACAUCCUGGUGUGGGAGAAUCAAUCAGGAGGGAUUUUUUGAUUAUUAAUGCGGUGGCUAAAAUUUCAAACCUUUUUCCAACACUUAAAUGGUUAAGACUGGAUGAAAGUGUGCGGCAGUUUGCAGUUUUCAUGUUGUCUCAAGUUGACCUUGCAAGGGAAGCUGCCCAUUUAAGCCGCUUUAUUUACAAUUUCCGUCAAUGGAAGGAUGUUUCUUUCCCUAGGCCUGUCUACCCCCUUGUGCAUCCUGCUGUUUUGGUAGAAACCUAUGAACAUGGAGAAAGUGUCUCGCACUAUGUUGAUGACCUUCAAGGACAUGAGCGCAUUAAAACUGCUCUUGCUCACAUAGGGACUCAUGCACUUUUGAAGAUGCUUCUGGUGGACAAUUUUAUUCAUGCUGACAUGCAUCCUGGAAAUAUCCUUGUACGCAUGUCUCGCAAAACACCUCACAGACGGCUCUUCAAAUCGAAGCCUCAUGUGGUUUUCCUUGAUGUAGGCAUGACUGCCGAACUCUCUGGAAGUGAUAGGCUAAAUUUACUGGAAUUUUUCAAAGCUGUUGCCUGCAGAGAUGGCAGGACUGCUGCAGAGUGCACACUAAGGUUAUCAAAGCAACAGAACUGCCCAAAUCCAAAGGCUUUUAUUGAGGAAGUAGAUGAAGCGUUUGCUUUUUGGGGUACCGCAGAAGGUGAUCUGGUACAUCCUGCCGAGUGCAUAGAGCAGUUACUUGAGAAAGUUAGGCGGCAUAGAGUUAAUAUUGAUGGCAAUGUCUGUACUGUGAUGGUCACAACCUUAGUUCUCGAGGGAUGGCAGAGAAAGCUUGAUCCCGGGUACAAUGUGAUGGAGACACUACAGACAUUGGUACUUAGAUCUGAUUGGGCAAAAUCUCUCUCUUACACAAUUGACGGGCUGAUGGCCCCUUGAGAAGGUUCUUUUUUUUUUUUUUUGUUUUAGGCUCAGCAUAAACAAAUUUUGAUAAUACAACUCAAAACAUCACAAGUCCUAAGAAUAUGCGGUCUUGGGCCAAAGAAAAAUGGCCAUCUGAAUUACUUUCUUGUUUGGAAGCUCUAUUCUACUCCCUGUAGUCAUCUAGUUACAAUUUUGACGUUCCAAGGUUUGUAACUGCGUACCUGAGUGUCACAGCUACAGCAUACGAGAAGUGAAAGUAUAAAGUGAAUAAAAGCGGUGAAUUUUUUUUUUUUUGGGUUUCCCAUUAGGCUUGGUUGUACAUGGUUCAAGAAAGCAAGACAUUAAUUUUUGAGUUGAGUGCUGAUUUAUAUAAUGCCACAAUUGGCUGCAGUUAUAUUUGUAGUUUGAAACGUGUAGUGUGGGCGUGAAAACAGAUGGUGUUUGUUUGCA